CUUUUUUGUCGGCACAAAACAAUUAUGCAACUCAUCUCUUAUCUUCUUCUCAUCCCCUGCUCUCUCUUACUAUUAUUAUAACUUUUUCCAAGACCGAUGAUCUGUUUUGUUUUGUUUGUUUUAUCUGUUCUCUUUGGAGAAGGAGACACGGCCGCAUAUAAACCCACCGACGUCAUUCUCAUUAACUGCGGCACUACCUUCAACACCAUAGACAGCCGAGGCCGAACUUGGACGCCGGAGCAGCCGAAGGUUUUCUCGUUGAAUCCAGUCAACGCAUCAUUCCCUUCAAAGGCUUCCAAAAGUGAAGAAUGGUGGAUAUAUGUUCCCGCGGUGCCUUACAAGACGGUUCGUAUAUUCCGAUCCAAAUUUACUUACAGCUUUACAGUCUCUCCCGGCUGGAAAUUCCUCCGGUUGUAUUUUUUUCCUGGCCCCUACAGAUCGGAUUUAAACGCCGUCAAGUCCUUCGCCGUCACCGUCAACGGGUUCACUCUCCUCAAGAACUUCAGGGUAAAUGCUUCAGCCUCAGGCCGUCUAAUCAAGGAGUUUAUCGUCCCUGUUUUGGGUGGAAACAAGACGCUGAACCUCACGUUUAGGCCGUCACCAAACUCGUUAGCUUUCAUCAACGGUCUGGAGAUUGUCUCCAUGCCUGACCGGUUUUACACAAAGGGAGGCUUUGAUGGGUACAUAACAGACGUCGGUAGUAGUAAGGACUUUGAGAUAGAUGAUACCACAGUACUCGAGACGGUGUACCGAGUGGAUGUUGGCGGAGGUGGAAACAGCAUUGGUGGUUAUGUCAAAGACACUGGAAUGUUCCGACAAUGGCUUCCCGAUCACGGUUCCCCACUCGGGGAUUGGGUAAAUGCGAUUAUAAUUGAUUUUCCGAUCAACUAUACGGAGAAAACACCAGCCUAUGUUGCGCCAAGGGAAGUGUACACAACUCUUUACGUGAGGCCGGACGCCAAGGACCACAUGAAUUUGAACUGGACGUGGCUCUUCCCGGUCGACGCUGGAUUCAGCUACCUCGUUAGGCUUCAUUUCUGUGAGACUAUGCUGAAAAUAACAAAACCGGGCCAACGCAUGUUCUCUAUCAUCAUUGGAAAUCAGAUUGCUAGGGCUGAGACCGACGUGGUUUUAUUAAGCGGUGGCCCUCUGAUUCCGAUGUAUCUAGAUUUCAAGACAUUUUUGGCUUCAAACACAAGCAAAAAUGGAGAGGGAGUUAAUCUACGACUUGAUUUGUGUCCCAACCAGUAUUCUAACGAUGCUAUUCUGAAUGGUAUAGAGAUCUUUAAGCUUAAUGACUCUAGGGGUAAUCUCGCCGGACAGAAGCUUAAUCCAAUAAUGUUGGGAGUGGGAGGUGGCAGCAAGCAACAUCCACAUGUUUCGGUGAUAAUCAUCAUAGCGGUUUGUUCUGCCAUUGGACUGGCGACUUUCUUUACUGUCACCAUCUUAUUGAUCAAAAGGAAGAAUAGGAAGGACAAUAGUGUUGUCACGUUCAAGGUACUGCUAAAACAGUACACUUAUGCCGAACUGAAGAAAAUCACCAAAUCAUUUUCACACACUGGGAAAGGAGGAUUUGGAACUGUCUACCAAGGAAAGCUUUUCAACGGUGUUAAGGUUGCAGUAAAGGUGAUGAAAGAUCUGAAGGGAACUGGUGAAGAUUUCAUGAACGAAGUCGCUAGUAUGAGCCAGACAUCUCAUGUUAACAUUGUUUCUCUGCUUGGUUUCUGCUACGAAGGUUCCAAAAGAGCAAUUGUGUAUGAGUUUCUGAAGAAUGGGUCUCUCGAUCAAUUCAUAUCUAGAGAAAAUUCGUCGACUCAGGAUGUGACAACAUUAUAUAAAAUUGCGCUAGGCAUUGCUCGGGGAUUGGAAUAUUUGCACUAUGGUUGCAAAACAAGAAUUGUGCAUUUCGACAUUAAACCUCAGAACGUUCUGUUAGAUGGUAAUCUUUGUCCUAAAGUCUCAGACUUUGGACUUGCCAAGCUCUGUGAGAAAAGAGAAAGCAUUCUGUCAUUGAUAGACACAAGAGGAACUAUAGGUUAUAUUGCACCUGAGGUGUUCUCAAGAACCUACGGCGGAGUCUCUCAUAAAUCAGAUGUGUAUAGUUAUGGAAUGUUGGUCCUGGAGAUGGUUGGAGCUAAGAACAAGGAAAUAGUAGAAACCGCCGCCUCCAAUGCAAGUUUGGUUUACUUUCCGGAAUGGAUUUACAAGGAACUUGAAAAUGGUGAACAGACAUGGAGAUUUGGUGAUGAAAUAACCAUAGAAGAAAAAAAGAUUGUGAAGAAGAUGAUUUUGGUUGGUCUCUGGUGCAUUCAACCAUGCCCAUUAGAUCGUCCACCUAUGAACAAAGUGGUCGUCAUGCUGGAUGGAAGUUUGGAUGCUCUUGAAGUACCUCCUAAUCCUUCUAUGCAUAUAUCCCGAGGGUUCAUUGCGGAAUGUUCUUCCCUAUCUGAUGGCGGAGAAAUAACUCGAGCAGUUGAUUCCGCCAAUACUUAGCAUGUACACAUUGGAAAUGUAACAUGCAUUCGAUAAGAUAUUCAAGGAACAUCUUGAUAGGGGUUUAAACAUCAUUGUUGUUCUUAGAGUGGAAAUAUUUUCAUGGUGGUUUGAUUGAUAUUUUUGUUAACCACAUCACAGAAUAUUACGUCUUAACUUUACUCAACCUGAAAUAUUUGUUAUCUGAUAAUGCAUUUACAUAUUUUAUUUAUUAAAAUAAAUGUUUUGCCUGUAUAUGCGGGAAAAAUUA
Molecule: messenger RNA, 2743 nt
Organism: Raphanus sativus (radish)
Lineage: Eukaryota; Viridiplantae; Streptophyta; Magnoliopsida; Brassicales; Brassicaceae
Product: probable receptor-like protein kinase At5g39030
Biological process (GO): protein phosphorylation
Molecular function (GO): protein kinase activity; ATP binding
Source: RefSeq, a predicted model, not a curated record